Molecule: messenger RNA, 735 nt
Organism: Colletotrichum graminicola M1.001
Lineage: Eukaryota; Fungi; Ascomycota; Sordariomycetes; Glomerellales; Glomerellaceae
Product: transporter particle component
Exons: 4
Coding region: 1-735 (244 amino acids)
Biological process (GO): regulation of GTPase activity; endoplasmic reticulum to Golgi vesicle-mediated transport
Cellular component (GO): trans-Golgi network; cis-Golgi network; TRAPP complex
Source: RefSeq, a predicted model, not a curated record
AUGUCAUUCGAGAGCGUCAUGCCCCCGUACAACGCCACGGACCCAUCGGCCUCUUUCCUCAACUCUUCGUGCCUGGACUUCCUUCUCAUCGAGCUUGUGCCCCUGGCCUUCCGCGUGACAAGGGAGCUCGACGACGACCUUCCUUCGGGCGACGCAGCAAACCGUACGGGCGCAGACGCGCCUUCGAGCGCCGGUGGCCGUGCAUCGGCGGACGCAUUGUCGUCUGUGAGCCAUACUCAUGGCGGAGGUGCAGCCGGCGGCCCUGCGCCGUCGUCCGCGGAGGGCGCCGCGGGGGGCAGCAUGGCGCGGAAGAUGGACGAGGACGAGGAGCGUGAUGCAGUCUUCUACCGCCUUGAGACAUUGGGAUAUCGCGUUGGACAGGGGCUUGUGGAGAGAUUCUCAAGGGACCGGCCGCGGUUUAACGACACGCUCGACGUCAUCAAGUUCGUCUGCAAGGACCUUUGGUCGCUGGUGUUUAGGAAACAGGUGGACAACCUCAAGACGAAUCAUAGAGGCGUUUAUGUGUUGACGGACAACUCGUUCAAACCAUUCUCACGAAUGAGCACAGAAGCCGGCGGACAAGCUGUUGUUCGGGCACAACCGUUCCUCUGGUUUCCAUGCGGGAUCGUGCGUGGAGCCCUGGCGGCAUUGGGGAUUAACGCCACCGUCCAGGCCGAGACGAACGAGUUGCCGGCCGCCAUCUUUCAGAUCAAGACACUACCAUCCAGUGCAUAA